UUGACGCCGGCGACACGGAAUCACACGGUACGGGAGUAGCAGUGGAGUAGCAGCCAGCGGUGAUCACUACGAGCGUGGUGCGCGCACGGCGUCAUGAACGGGGUUUCGCGGUCGUAAGUGUCAUCUGAGGAAAUCGCGACGGUCGUUUCUUCUCGAUCAUGUACCGCUACUGUGGGAUCUGUCGCUUGUCUUGCACGCUGUGUCGUCGAUAAUAAUGCAAUGAGUACGACGACGAAGAUGACAAUGAUGCCAUGCGAAAUUCGACAGUGAAAUCGGCGGCACGAACAACAGCAACGACGACAACGACGACGGCGACGAUGUCGAUGACGCCGCGAGUGCGGAGUAACGGUCGUGUGCAACGUGGAACUGCUGUCGCAGCUUGAACCGUGCAACAUACGCUGUUCACAUCGCUUUCACGUCCGAACCUCUGCGUGUUUUUCUCCUCCCUUCAGCGCGAUCGGGACGUCGACGUUGAGACGCCGGACGAAGCGGUCCCGGGCGCAAUGGCAGCUCACAAGACGGGCGGGCAGACCGCCCGUAAGAAAGUUCAGGUGUCUAUGGUUAUAAGAGACGAAGUAGAGAAGCAGCAUAGGGCUGGUGUCAAUUCCUUACAGUAUGAUCCAGCUCUGCACAGGUUAUAUUCUGCUGGUAGAGACAGCAUCAUAAGGAUAUGGAAUUGUAGAAAUAUGAAGGAACCAUAUAUUCAAUCUAUGGAACAUCAUACCGAUUGGGUUAAUGAUAUAGUGCUGUGUUGUAAUGGCAAAAAUCUUAUAUCUGCAAGUUCUGACACUACCGUCAAGGUAUGGAAUGCACAUAAAGGUUUCUGUAUGUCCACCCUGCGCACGCACAAGGAUUACGUUAAAGCAUUAGCAUAUGCCAAAGAUAGAGAGCAAGUUGCUAGCGCGGGUCUAGACAAGUCGAUAUUUCUAUGGGAUGUUAAUACAUUGACUGCUCUUACCGCGAGUAAUAAUACAGUCACAACUUCAUCCCUGAGUGGAAACAGAGACUCUAUAUACAGUCUUGCCAUGAAUCAGAUUGGCACAGUUAUCGUGAGCGGUAGUACAGAGAAAGUUCUUCGAGUGUGGGAUCCACGAUUUUGUACCAAACUCAUGAAACUUCGUGGUCACACGGACAAUAUUAAAGCAUUAGUCUUAAACAGAGACGGGACGCAGUGUUUAUCAGCGAGUUCCGAUGGCACUAUUAAAUUGUGGUCGCUUGGCCAACAGAGAUGUGUGCAAACCUUUAGGGUUCAUAAAGAAGGAGUAUGGGCGUUAUUGGCAACGGAUAAUUUUAGCCAUGUAAUAUCUGGAGGCAGGGAUAAGAGGGUAGUAAUGACAGAAUUAAGCUAUGCUAUAGAGAGAUAUACAGUCAUUUGCGAAGAAAAGGCACCUAUACUCAAGAUGGCUAUGACACCGGAUCAAUCUAGUAUUUGGGUAGCCACCAGCGAAUCAACCAUAAAUAAUUGGCCAAUAAGCCAAAAAGAUUGGCAAGAAUUAGGAAUAGGAGAUUAUUGUGAUUCCGCGAGUAAUGUAUCGGGCAAUAUUUUAAGGAACACCGAACCUACACAGAAAAUAUUGGGUGGUCCUGCCAUAAGACAUUAUCACAUAUUAAAUGAUAAAAGACAUGUUUUGACAAAGGAUACAGAAGAGAAUGUUGCACUAUAUGAUGUAUUAAAGGCAUGUAAAAUAGAAGAUUUAGGUAGAGUUGAUAAUGUCGAUCUCAAAACAGGGAUGUUAACUAUACAUUUAGGGCAAGAUGAAAAUGAUUGCUUCUCUGCAUGGGUUUCCGCUAAAGAAACUGGUCUAGCGGAGAACGAUGCUGUAGAUCAGAAAGUAAAUUAUGGAAACCUUCUGCUGCAAGCAUUACUUGAACACUGGUGGAGACCAUUGCAUGCUGAUGAUGAGAAUGAGGGUAAUGGCAAUGAUGGAAAUGGUCCUUUACAACACACGAGAGGAGGAAAUCCAUACUUUUCAGUUCCUAGUCAUACACCUGUCAUCUUUAGUGAAGUGGGAGGUAGAACCAUCUAUCGACUAUUGGUUCGAGAUGCUGCAGGAGAAACUGAGGGUGUCCUAUUAAACGAGACUGUACCACCAUGGGUGGUGAAUAUCGUCGUGGACAAGAAUCUUCCUCAGUUUAUUAAAAUACCUUUUUAUCUUCUUCCACACGCCUCUUCAGGUGUAAAAAGUUUGAAGAAGGAUCGUUUAAUAGCCAAUGAUUUUAUACAAGUACGUAAAGUGGCCGAACAUGUUUACGAUAAAGUACUCGGUGCAGGAAGCGACUCAGGUUCAGUGGCUGGUGGUGGAAAUACAGUUUCCAGCGGAUCUCCGGCAGGUGAUAGGACGAACACGGACUCUAAUGCUGAUAAUUCUUCAUUGGCUGAAGAAAAAGUCGAACUCCUAUGUAACGAUCAAGUCUUGGAUCCUUCAAUGGAUUUGAGAACAAAUAGUGGAAAAUACAUAGGCUACUUGCAGAAUAUGGUACCUUGUGCCACCUUCUUAGGAAAUGAUCACCUGGAUUUGACAAACGUUUCGUGUGACGUUGAGGCAGGAGUGAAAGAAAGCGAGGCGUAUUUGGAGUAUUAGGACAUAAUGUAAAAUUUUAAGGCAAUAAUGUGUGGAAGUAUUAAUGUAAAUUGCUCACUUUUAUACACUUGCAUCCUGCGGCCAAAUUCACAACAGAGCAUUACUCUCGGUUAAUCUGCUUGAGAACAUCAUGCUUUUUGUACCUGGAUGUAGAGUUUAAAGUCUUGUUGUCAGCCAUAUAUCGUCUUCCCACUUCAAAGAUAUCAUUAAAAACGCAUGGCACAACUACAGAAAAAGGGAAUAGACCGCAUGGCCGAGAAAAUUGUUGUUUCGUUAGGUCUAAUGGAUCCAGGUGAUCCUCACAAAUGCUUCUCAAAACAAUUUCCUCUAUUAAUCCUAUUUUAGCUGUGUAUUUCGUAAUCAGUACAUAGAAUCGUCUUCUUUUAGUAUUAUAAUAAAAGUAUUGAAUAUUUAUUGAGGGUAUAAGAAAUUAUACGUUUUGUUAUAUGCAUGCAUGCAAAAUGUGUAUUCCACACCUGCCUUGUUAUAUUAGAGAGCGAGAAGAAGAAAUAUAUAUAUAUAUACAUAUAUAUAUAUAAAAGAG
Mycetomoellerius zeteki is the source of this 3126-nucleotide messenger RNA. RefSeq names its product WD repeat-containing protein 48. Gene Ontology annotation, molecular function: ubiquitin binding. NCBI's taxonomy places the organism in Eukaryota, Metazoa, Arthropoda, Insecta, Hymenoptera, Formicidae. Gene Ontology annotation, biological process: double-strand break repair via homologous recombination. The record is from RefSeq and is a predicted model, not a curated record.